Molecule: messenger RNA, 585 nt
Organism: Parnassius mnemosyne (clouded apollo)
Lineage: Eukaryota; Metazoa; Arthropoda; Insecta; Lepidoptera; Papilionidae
Source: the annotation of a GenBank genome assembly
AUGGAUGUUUUGGAAAAGAUUUACAUUAACUUUAAACGACAAAUCUCUAAUGUUCCGGUGAUAGUCCCCAGAACUAUCGAAUAUUUCAACAAGUCGGUAAAUAAAAUAAGGAUACCACCUUUCACAAAAGACAAUGUGUUAUUUUAUUAUUUGCCUUUGCAAGGCAUUGUUAGCUACACAACUUUGUCAGUAAGUGUAAUGAAUCCCCAUUUAAUGGUCAGGUUAUUCCCACAACGUGAUGUGACUGAUGUGUUAUUCCUAUCUGCGAGUAGUGGUGCUGGUCUUUGGCUUUGGGCAAGACCCCACAUUGCAACUGCUGCACCUGCAAGACGCUUCUCAUGGGCGCUUCUUGGUGGAUGCCUUUGGCCUCUAGGUUCCAUUUUCUUAUGGGCUAUCUUAAGAAGCUCGAUAGGUCAAAGACCGUUUAUCGGUACAAUGUUGGGUGUUGCAACAGGAGCAACUCUAACUAAUAUUGCUUUGGAUUAUUUCAACUAUGUAGAGCUCAUGUUUUGUGGAGAGGUGCGCCUGCCAGAAGAACCAUAUAGUCCCCACAGUGAUGACGAAAAAUAUGAUAUUGAUAUAUAA